Coccidioides immitis RS is the source of this 1413-nucleotide messenger RNA. RefSeq lists its product as uncharacterized. The record is from RefSeq and is a predicted model, not a curated record. The coding region runs from base 456 to 1106 and encodes 216 amino acids. The transcript has 4 exons. NCBI's taxonomy places the organism in Eukaryota, Fungi, Ascomycota, Eurotiomycetes, Onygenales, Onygenaceae.
CAUGGAUCCCUGGCCGCCUCCUGACGAUGAAAAUUUGCGCACUACCAACCAAAAAGGCCAGCGAAAGAUAGCUCGAUGUAUCCAUCCGACGAUGGUCGCCGUGGUCCCAAAUCAAAAAGCAUGUGCUUGUGGUGGGCUGCAUCUUGGCGCCGUUUUGCAGCAUAAAUAAAUUCACCCACAUGAUUGCAGGCAUCGCCAACGGUCACUCCGAGGCUCACGUUGAUCUCAAGGACCAACCCCACAGCUUCGUCCAUCGCGUUUUGGGAAUCGUGUAUAUUAAAAGGGCGACAUCCAUCAACCGUGUCUCCUUUCCAGUUAUUCUCUCCGUUUUCCCUCUCUCCUCUCACCGUCAGACUUAAUAGAGUGUUUGUUUCCUGUCGUGUCCUCGAUAUUCACAUACCCCUCCAGCGUUCACCCUCUUACGUAGUUCCCACCCCACCAAAAAGAUACUGAAAAUGGCCGCUCCCGCUGAAAUCACCAUCCAGGACCUCAAUGGUCGCUUUUGCAUGGACAAAACCGUCUCAAAUGAUGCUGAUCCAAUUCUAUCACUCCAAGGGAUCUCCUGGUUGACCCGCAAGGCCAUCGGUAUCGCGACCAUUACCCUUCAUGUCAAGGAGUACAAGGACGAUGACGGUACUGUCCACAUCGAUAUCGCCCAGACUCUCACCGGUGGCAUUUCCGGCACCACCGAGCACCGCACCCUCAACUGGGACGAGAACGAACACUCCGACCACAUCUUCGGCACCGUCAAGGGCCGGUCCCGCUUCGUGCGAGGUGCUGCCGGCGCAGACGGCAAGAUUCGCCCAGCCGUCGAAGUGCAGACAAAGGCUGGAAACGAAAAGGAUCAAGAGGCCGUCGCCCGGUUCUUGAGUGGAGAGAUCCUGGCGGAUGGAUCCGCGACUGAAGGAUUCGUGGCCGGUGAGGGAGAGGACUACUGGGUGCACAGCUGGGUGGAGAGCGUGAACGAUGGCUGGACCGCAGAGCAGAUUUGGGGUUUCGAAAACAUCAACGGCGUGAGAAAAUAUACUCGCCGCGUCGUGGCUGAGAAGAAGGGCAAGGUCAUCAAGGCCAGAUUGGUCUACGACUUCCUUGGCCGCGAGGCAUAAGCAGGCCCUUCCUUUAUAUAACUACCUGGAUUUUUUGGAUCGUCCCUUACAUGAUUCAAAUUGGGUUUCUUCCACCGGAAAUAUCCCCGCCGGCGACAAAUGCCCUUCCCCACUUUUCCAUGUGGGAAUUUUGUUUUAAGCUAACUAUCCUCUUGGAUUACAUCUUCUGCAUCUACCCCAAUGCGCCGCAUAUACUAGGCGAUAGAGGAACUGGUACCGGUUUUUCUUUUUUCGGUUAGCUGUCUGAUGAAAGACAUAUUUUCUUUUAGAGUAUAAACAAUAUAAACAACUUUUCUUUGCUUGUUCA